GGAGCAAAACAUGCUGUUUUCAUUUGACCAUUUCUCUGUCUGAUUCAAGACAGAUUUGGUGGAUUUUGUAUGUUUGUUUGUUUUGUUUCUUGUUAGUUUUUCCUAAUUAAUUUGCGGUUUCUCCGCUCACAUCGAUUUAAAGAUAAGGAUGCAAUCACUCGGACUCACUGGGCGAAUCAGCUGAGAUGGAUUCACCAGCAAAUCCUGGACUUGUAAACAAAGAAAGUAUGAGCUCACGUGAAUAUCUGAGGAUCCACACAUUUGACCAGAGAGUUGUCACCAGAGUCAGCGUUGGUACGCAGACUGACUGGAGAGACGAGGAAGACGGCAGUCGAGACUGUAAAUACACAAAGCAAGAAACAUCACAAGCUCCUCGCAAGAAUUUCGAGUUGACAUCUGAGCAGAGCGUUUCUAAAUACAUGAAGUCUGAGUUGGAGAUAUCCCCAGAUAAUGAAGUGUUGGAUUCGCUCAGCGAGGAAACUCCCCAAACUCCUGCAGCCUGCCAAGUAGAAACAGAAGAGUCUUUAACGAAUCUGGACAAGAUCCCAGCCUCAAGUGGAUUAGACUCAUCAGAGGAGCCGCCGCAGACUGUGCCGAAUAUUUGCUGCCAGCACUGCCAACAGCUCAAAAAAGCCCCAGUGGCCAGUGAUCAGAUAGCCAAGAGUGUUGACCCAGAAGAGCUUUUCUGCUGUGAGGAAGCACUGAAGGCAGCAGUGAUGCUGAAAGGCGCGGCGGUUAUCGCAGAAGAAACCGUGACUGAUAGAGACCCGGUGAGGCAGAAAGAUCAAAGGCUGAAAGGUUUGGAAUCUGAAAGGAGUUCAGACCGUAAGACGCCUAAAGCAGGUGCAGAACACAAAAAACAAGUAUCUGUCAUCGUACACAAAGGACCCCGAGAUGACGCUUGGACUCCUUCACUCCCUGAAAUAGACAUCAUGGAUUCUGAAAACACUUUCUCUUUAAAUGGAAAAGGUCGUGGACAGAAGAGGACGACGCCGCUCGUCAAACGAUACAACAACGGUCAAACAUUUAUUGUGAUUUUUCCAGAUGGUACCGGGCAGGUGUGCUAUCCAUCAGGAAGGCUUGCAAUUCUCGUGUCUGCUGUGCAAUCAGCUGACUGGUCUUGCGUGUUGGUUCUCGAAGACAAACAUCUGCUGCCUCACAUUCAGGCAGUUUUCACCAGCAGAGGACGGGGUACCUGUUAUCACAACAACGGCUCAGCCUGGGUGAAUCUGACUCCGUGGGGAGGCACCUACUGCAGCGACACAGGAGAUUUGAAGAAACAGUGGAGCUGGCUGGACAAUAAGCAUCAUGUUCACGCUCCGCCUUGCCAGCCCCUCUGCCUGACACUGAGCACCAACCUCAGCAUCCGCAUCCAAUCCCAAGAGAACAUCUGCAUCACUUUCACCUCUGGCAAACAGAGUGUACAGCUUGACGUAGGAGCCAAACUGAGACCGAAUCAAGGCAAAGGUCUAACGCUGCCAGGGCCUGACAUGCAUCAGAGACAUCUGCAGCAGAAGAGUGCAGAGAUCAAUGUCCUACUCCAGAACAUCCAGUCCCUCAUCACCUAUCAAAAGACUGUCAGUCCGAGGAAGGUCAAGUCCCGGCAAAGCCUCAUCUCACAGAUGGAAAGACGGCGGCUGCCAAUGAAGCAGCAACAGCCUGCCAAGAAGACCCCCUAAAGCUGACGAUGUCCUUGAAUGGCAGUUUCUCAUUUGUGUGAAGUGAAGUGACUUGUUCUGUAGCGCUCCGAGAAUUUGAAUUCAACAACAAAGUGCUUUUGAGGGAAAAAACAAAAGCAAAGAACAUUACUAACUUUUUGGGGUUUUUUUAAUCAGAAUGUUCAUAAAUAGUUUAACUGUACACAUCAUUUUAUACAGGAGAUACACCAAAGCAAAUGUUACUUUUUGUUACUCUGCGAGGAGCACUAGGAAACACACCCAUAAAUCAUACAGUGCAAAACUGCCAAGGUCAAAUGGUCCAAAAAGGUAAAAGUAUUAGUUUUGAUCAACCUAUUUAUAAAAGGAAAAAAGUAUAAAACAUAAGAUUUCUUUACAUAUUUGCAGCAGAAUAGCAUCUUCUCUUUUCUUUAAGAAAACAUCAGGAGAGGUACUUGAGCAUCCCGUAGUACAUCAGCCCAGCGUAGAGUUCUACUCAAUGUUACAUUUUGCAGCAUUUUUCUUUGUCUUGCUAUCCUUCCAGACCCGUCGAGGGAGUCUGGGGCAUCUGAAUUCAAGCCUCCUUACUGGCCAUUAGCUACCUGGCUGAAGAACAACCCUUUAGUGCCUCUAUUUGCACACACAAAGUGUCCUUGUCUGAACACUUAAUAUAUUUCACUCCCUUCCACCCCCCACCCACCCAUCGUCCACCCUCACGGUCACACUGUGUGCAAAUUGUUUUGAUUCAAACCAGUUUGGUGUUUUAAAAAAAAAA
Messenger RNA from Larimichthys crocea (large yellow croaker), 2430 nucleotides. RefSeq names its product glutamate-rich protein 6B. The record is from RefSeq and is a predicted model, not a curated record. The transcript is spliced from 12 exons. NCBI's taxonomy places the organism in Eukaryota, Metazoa, Chordata, Actinopteri, Sciaenidae. The coding region runs from base 186 to 1679 and encodes 497 amino acids.